Molecule: messenger RNA, 951 nt
Organism: Drosophila takahashii
Lineage: Eukaryota; Metazoa; Arthropoda; Insecta; Diptera; Drosophilidae
Gene: fsd
Product: transmembrane protein fates-shifted
Biological process (GO): regulation of protein stability
Cellular component (GO): SCF ubiquitin ligase complex
Molecular function (GO): protein binding
Source: RefSeq, a predicted model, not a curated record
AUGAGUUUUGAUGCCGAUUGUGAUGAGUUUAUUCAAAACAAACUAUUCCGCACCAGGGGGAAAUGUGCAAUAUACGCCCGCCAAUCGGAUGUCUACGUCGCGGUGAAACAAAAGUCCAGUUUCCGAGCCACUGCACCCACUUUGGCCAUGGCGGAGAGCAACAACAACAAUGCGAUCAACAUGCGACAUGACAUCUGGUUCCACAUAUCCAUGCACAUCGAUCCGGAGGACGUGCAGACCUUCGCCCUGAUAUGCAAGCAAACCGCCAGGCUGGUGGCCUCCCGAUCCUUCUGGCGCAAUCUCUACCGGCGCCACUGCACCGGAGCCACCUCCGGCUGGAACCUAGAUCUGCCCGCCCAGCUGCAGCUGGGCCAGAUACGCAACUGUGAUACCCGAGCCCUCAGAUCGCUCGUCAUCGAGGCCCUGUUCCACUGCCACCGUCCGCUGAAGAUUCGCCUGGAGCUGGGCUACAACCUGGACUGGCUGGUGCAGCGCAUCUUCGUCUCCUGCUGGCAGAAGCAGUACCAGUGCCUGUGGAUCAUGUGCUACAAGUUCUGGAACCGACAGUUGCAGGUGGCCAACGAAUCGGAAAUGGAAACCAGCAAAGUGGUCAACGAUUGGGAAUCCCUGGCGGAGGAUGAAGCGGGGCAAUUAGCUCCCACCCUGGGCAAUCCCAAUGAAGGUGUCGUUCUGCUCAUCGUGCUGUGCCGCCACUUUGUGCCCACCCCGAAUCAGUUGUCCUACAGCCAGCAGGAGGCACGCUACCGUUUGCGGGCCACCCGGGAACUCCUCUGCACGGACAUGCGGGCCAAGAACCUGGAGCUGGACUUUGCCGAGGAUGGCUGCCAAAAUGUGUCCGUAACCGUUAAAUAUGCCCGCAUCGAAAAGUACAAAGUAUUGCCCUGGUGGCAUCCAGACUUCCAGAGAUUCGUCAAAUAAAAGCCUCUCACC